Wasmannia auropunctata (little fire ant) is the source of this 3508-nucleotide messenger RNA. It is a transcript of the gene Cht7, whose product is annotated as probable chitinase 3. Gene Ontology annotation, cellular component: extracellular region. NCBI's taxonomy places the organism in Eukaryota, Metazoa, Arthropoda, Insecta, Hymenoptera, Formicidae. The coding region runs from base 275 to 3178 and encodes 967 amino acids. The record is from RefSeq and is a predicted model, not a curated record. Gene Ontology annotation, biological process: chitin catabolic process; carbohydrate metabolic process. Gene Ontology annotation, molecular function: hydrolase activity, hydrolyzing O-glycosyl compounds; chitin binding. The transcript is spliced from 16 exons.
UCCCGAACUGCUGUCAGUGACAGUUCCCCGAUCAUGCGGCGGCGGAUCCUCGAUCAUUGAUUUGUAUCAAUAAUCGAGAUCCCUCUUUUUUUUUCUCUUUCUCUUUCCGAUCUGCCGGCAAUUCUAUCGCGUUGUUGAGUUUACUCUCCGUUUGUACUGUUUUUUCAUUAAUAAGACGCUGCCCGGAGGAUCUUUCGUCGGUUCUCUGCUCUCGCACGGUGCUACGAGUCACGGACCGUUGUUGUUGUUGUUGUUUUGAGUAAUUGGAGCAAUCAUGGUGUCGACCAGUAGAACUACUUGGAGGCUGCUGCUCGUCUGCUUCGCGGUACUGCUUCUAGGCCUUCUUCAGCACGCCGAAGGCGCGAGAAAGAGAUUCCGCAGGCCGACGACUUCCGCCCCGUCGAUCUCAAACGAUCAGGAGGUCUCAGCCAGUGUCAACAGGUUCAAGGUCACGCGAAAUCGUGUCAGCAAUAAGAACACGAAGAACGAGCUUCAGCCUGGCAAGACAAACGAUUACAAGCUCGUAUGCUAUUACACGAAUUGGUCCCAGUAUCGCACGAAGAUCGGUAAAUUCCUGCCGGAGGACAUUCAACCUGACCUCUGCACCCACGUUAUCUUCGCCUUCGGAUGGCUGAAGAAGAAUAAACUAACUAGUUUCGAAUCGAAUGACGAAACGAAAGACGGCAAGAUCGGUCUGUACGAGAAGGUGGUAAAUCUUAAGAAAGCCAAUCCGUCCCUAAAAGUCCUGCUUGCAAUCGGUGGCUGGUCCUUUGGCACGCAGAAAUUCAAGGAUGUGUCUUCGACGAGAUACGCUCGACAGACGUUCAUCUACAGCGCUAUACCGUAUCUGCGGGAUAGAAACUUCGACGGCCUUGACAUCGACUGGGAAUACCCGAAGGGUGGAGACGAUAAGAAGAACUACGUCCUCCUGCUGAAGGAGCUGCGUGAGGCUUUCGAGGCGGAGGCGCAAGAAAAGAAAAAACCGCGUCUUCUGCUAACCGCUGCGGUACCAGUUGGACCUGACAACGUUAAGAGUGGAUAUGACGUGCCAGCAGUUGCCAGUUACUUGGACUUUAUCAAUCUCAUGGCCUAUGACUUCCACGGGAAAUGGGAGAGAGAAACCGGUCACAACGCCCCGUUGUAUUCCUCGUCAUUGGAUUCGGAAUGGCAGAAACAAUUGAGCGUCGACAAUGCAGCUACCAUGUGGGUCAAGCUGGGAGCACCGAAAGAAAAAUUGAUCAUAGGCAUGCCUACGUACGGCCGAUCUUUUACCCUUUCGAAUUCUGCCAACUUCCGUAUACACUCCCCAGCUAGUGGUGGCGGAAAGGCGGGCGAAUACACCAAGGAGUCCGGUUUCCUCGCAUAUUACGAGAUCUGUGAGAUGCUGCAUAACGGUGCCGCUUACGUUUGGGAUGACGAGAUGAAGGUACCCUACCUGGUGUACAACGAUCAGUGGGUUGGUUUCGACGAUGAGAAGUCCGUGAGGAAUAAAAUGCACUGGUUGAAGAGCAAGGGUUACGGAGGUGCGAUGGUAUGGACGAUCGACAUGGAUGACUUCAACGGCACCGUUUGCGGUGGAAACAUUCGGUACCCUUUGAUUGGCGCGAUGAGGGAGGAACUUAGGGGUAUUUCGCGAGGUUCGAACACCAAGGACGUCGACUGGACGGCAGUUGCUACCACCAUCACAGAGACAAUCGUGAAGAAACCGGAGCCUCACAAGAUUGCCGUUUCGGAGGUGCUCAACAAAUCGAAAAAAAUUCAGAAGUCUACACUUGUCAUUAACACUCCGAUUCAAGAGAGAGAAGCGCAAACCAUUUGUUAUCUAACAAAUUGGUCGCACAAAAGGCCGGGAAUGGGACGAUUCAGUCCGGAAGACAUCGACCCGACUCUCUGUACUCAUGUGGUAUACGCGUUUGCUACUUUGAAGGAUCAUCUACUUACUGAAGGAAGUGAUAAAGACGCUGAAAUGUACAAGAGACUGAUCGCGCUUCGUGACAAGAAUCCAGACAUUAAAAUUCUACUUGCGAUCGGAGGAUGGGCAUUCGGCUCGACGCCAUUCAAGGAACUCACUAGUAAUACAUUCCGGAUGAACCAAUUUGUCUAUGAAGCUAUCGAUUUCUUGCGAGAAUAUAAAUUCGACGGAUUGGAUGUUGACUGGGAAUACCCGAGAGGAGCCGAUGAUCGAACGGCCUACGUUAAUCUUUUGAAGGAACUUAGGCUUGCAUUUGAAGGCGAAGCAAAGAGCUCCGGUCAACCAAAAUUAAUUCUAUCAGCCGCGGUACCUGCGAGUUUUGAAGCUAUUGCCGCAGGGUACGACGUCCCUGAAAUAUCUAAGUAUUUGGACUUCAUUAACGUGAUGGCGUAUGACUUCCAUGGUCAGUGGGAGAGACAAGUCGGUCACAACAGUCCAUUGUAUCCCUUAGAAAGUGCUACUAGCUAUCAGAAAAAGCUGACAGUGGAUUACAGCGCGCGGGAAUGGGUGAAACAAGGAGCGCCAAAGGAAAAACUCAUGAUCGGAAUGCCAACGUAUGGCAGAUCCUUCACGCUGGUCGACAAGGAUAAAUUCGACAUUGGUGCACCAGCGUCUGGUGGUGGAGUAGCGGGGAACUUCACCAACGAAUCCGGAUUUUUGUCUUACUAUGAGGUUUGCAGUUUCUUAAACGAAGACAAUACGACUCUAGUAUGGGAUAGUGAGCAGCAAGUACCAUUUGCGUAUAGAGACGAUCAGUGGGUCGGAUUCGACGACGAAAGAAGUCUUAUUAACAAGAUGACUUGGCUUAAAGAAGAAGGCUUUGGAGGCGUGAUGAUCUGGUCAGUUGACAUGGACGACUUCAGAGGCUCUUGCGGAGCAGGAAAAUAUCCGCUGAUCAAAGCAAUGAAGAAGGAGCUGCAAAGCUACAAGGUCAAGCUGGAAUACGAUGGCCCUUACGAAAGUAACUUGAGAAAUGGAAAAUACACUACUAAGGAUCCGAACGAAGUGUCGUGUGACGAAGAAGACAAUCAUAUAUCUUAUCAUGCGGACAAGAAUGAUUGCACGAUGUACUAUAUGUGCGAGGGCGAGCGCAAGCAUCACAUGCCCUGUCCUGUGAAUCUGGUCUUUAAUCCUAAUGAGAAUGUCUGCGAUUGGCCGGAGAAUGUCGAGGGCUGUUUGCAACACACGCAAGCGCCGCCCGUGUAAAAGUGAAGAGCAGUAACGAAGUAAUUUUCUGCGGUACGCAAAACUGUAAAAUAAAAAAAACAACGAGGAAGUUUAGGUAAAGUGAUUUUAUUGAAAGUGUUCAUUAAUUCGCAAACAAUAAGUAUAUUAUCAUUGCGCGUCGACGAGUUUUACUCUUUCAAUUUUUUUUCUCUCAUACGUUCUCCCACAAAUAUCUUAUUGCCUACAUUUUUAUUUCUAUUUUUUAAGAUUUUUUUUUUCCAUUCUCGUAUAUUUUUACCCUCGCCAUCUGUAUAAAGCACAAACGAAAUCAUGACAAUUACAUUUGUAAAUAAAGAUAAAUUCUUGGAA